CAAACAAAAGACAGCGUGCGCGGUGGAGAUCGCUUCAAAGCUUGCUGUGAGUUCGAUUCGUAAGGAUCAAUUCAAAGUGUGGAAGUGAUCAUAGCUCUAGUCUGUUCGGUGCCUAUCAUCUCAACUCUUCUCUAUAUAGAUUCUAAUAGACGAAACACAGUCCUAAAAUGGCCUACCGGUACGCUUGCGUGUUCUUGACCGUCGCACUAUGCGCCACACCAGCCCUGUCGUUCUCGGCCGGUGCUCCUAACACCGCCUGUGGAGACAUGAUUCCUCAGCAUCACACCGAUCCCCAGAAAUCCGCGGCCCCUUACAAGAUCCUGCUGGACAAGAAGCAAAUUAAAUCCGGCGAAGGCGUGACCAUCACCGUGCAAGGCAACACCCCGAAGGACACCAUCAAGGGGCUGCUCUGCCAGGCUCGUGUUGGAGAGACCGCAGUCGGUUCGUUCGAUGUACCGCCUAAUAACAACUACAUUCAAUCCCUGGACUGUGGUAACUCUAAGAAGUCGGCCGUCACCCACAAAAAGAUUACUACCGCACCGAACAGCAUUUCCUUCAACUGGGUGGCCCCACGCGGUCUUAGCGAAAACGUCAAGAUGACCUGCACCAUCGCCUUGAACGGUGGUGUCUUCUGGGUUAAGGAGCAGGCCGCUGAACUCAAGGUCAACUAAGUAGCGUAAUAAGCAAUGACCAAAAAACGAUUGUACUUGAUUUUUUUUAUUAUUAUUAAGUAAUGAUCAGACAAAAAUUCUGGCUAGGACAGACUGUGACGUUCACUUCCAACCAGCAUAAUGUUAAGUGCUUUUCAGUGUUUGUUAUAAGACCCCUUUUGUGUUAUUGACAAUAAAUUUGUGUUCUGUGUA
Armigeres subalbatus is the source of this 863-nucleotide messenger RNA. RefSeq names its product putative defense protein Hdd11-like (gene l(2)34Fc). Gene Ontology annotation, cellular component: membrane. NCBI's taxonomy places the organism in Eukaryota, Metazoa, Arthropoda, Insecta, Diptera, Culicidae. The record is from RefSeq and is a predicted model, not a curated record. The transcript is spliced from 3 exons. The coding region runs from base 168 to 671 and encodes 167 amino acids.